UCUCUCUCUCUCUCUCUCUCUCUCUCUCUCUCUCUCUCUGUGGAUUAAUCGUUGGUUUUACGGUUUCUGAAGUUGGAGAAAAAAUGGGAGUAUUGCUACUUAUUAAAUAGGAAUUAUUUCUCCAUUCUCUGCGACCCACUGUAGCCGUUUCCUCUUUGCUUCUCUUUCUCUCUGUGUGUGGUGAAUGGGGAAUUCGGCAGUGCAAAGGUCGUUUCCUGGUGUUUCUUGAGACACCGUUGAGUUUUGAUUUUUAUUGAGUUUAAGGCUUCAGGACAGUUUGAUGGAUCCGAUUCUUCAGAGACAUGUGUUUUGACCAAUGCAUCAAAUUUUGAGUAAUCCAAACUGCCAAUAAGGUCCUUGUUUAGUAGGAGUGCAAAGAUGGAAGAGACAUUUGUCAAUGCAACAAAAGAUGAUCAAGGGAAUGAAGAUUCUCCUAUUGGAUUGAAAAAGGAUGGGGGAUUGGUAGAAAACAAUAGUUCAGAGUUUACUGAGUCAAAAUCCAAAGGGUCCGUAGAUGGAAAAUCAAAGGAGACAUUAACAUCUGAUUUCAAGCAAUCAUAUAUAGGUGAAAGUUGCAUUCAGGAAUCAUCUUUGCAUAGCCAACAGGUUACUGAUGUUACUAAGCUGAAGAGUAUACAUUUUGGAUGUCUCAAUGAGAAACAUCUCCGGCAACAUUACUUGGAUUUGGUUAAAGUUAGACCAUCUGACUCUCUAAAUAUAGCCUGUAGCCCAUCCUACCCCGGCAACAUUGCUGUGAAGCUAAGGUCCUCAAAAACAGAGAUUCUAUUUGAUAGCUUAAAAAAAAGUAAAAGUAGAAGAAGAAAUACAUGUGAUCUGGGUAGUUUUUCUAUUGACUACCCAUCAGCAGCUGGACAAGGGAAAUUAGUUAUCAGCCCUGUCAGACAGUUGAUUGUAGGGGCAGUUUCAGGGAAUGACAAUUUGAGGAGCAUCUUAAAGAGCCCAUUAAUUAGUCAUUUAGGGUCCCUAGGUGAUGACAAGAAGUCAAAAAAAGCAAGGUCAACUAAUCUUAAAGGAGAAAAAUGCUCUCAGAUCAUGAGCUCUCCGGAAGUACUAAGUAUUAUUUCAUCACUGAAGCUAGAAAAAGAAGCAGUUACACUAGAAAAUCAGCAAAUUGGACAGCAAAAGGUGUAUAAAAGGCUUUUAUCAAUCUCAAGCACAAGUUCUAGUUGUUCAGAUCUAUCUUCCUCAUCUACUUGUGCCCCUGUUUCUCAGGGAAUGCUUCAUUGCACGUGGAAAGGUGGAAUCCCAUAUUUUAUGUUCUUUGUAGAUGAUCAGAAGGAGGUCUAUGCAGCUAACCUGUGGAAGGUUGAAUCAUCAAACAAUAAGAGUCUGGAUUAUAUGUACUCAUUUCACUUGAGAACAGAUGAGCAAAUGUCACUGGGGACUUCUGAUAAUGUGCUGGACCUUGUUGGUAAAAUGAAGGUAUCAAGUUCUUAUAUUUUAUGCCCCAACAGUUCAAAACUCAUGGAGACUGAAUUUAUCUUGUUUGGUACUAAUGAAAGUUAUCCUAGUGAGAUGCAAAGUUUGACUCCAACUGCUAAAAAGAAUCGGAGGUUCUCAAAAAAGGUGCUGGAUGCAUUCAGGAAAACCCAUCCAUCCAAGUAUAAAUCUAGGCCCAAAGGUGUACCAAGCUCCAUAUAUGAGGAUCUCUCUGGGGAACAAUGUCAAGAAAUGUUGGGUGAACUGGAUGCAAUGGAUUCUACCCUCCUAGAGAGUGACCCUUCCCCAAAUCUUGAAUUGGCUGCCAUUGUUGUGAAAGAUUAUGUCCGUGAUACUUGUCAAGAGGCAGUAGUUGGAGGCUGGGGCUUAAAAUUUCUUGAGAAAGUAGGGGCAGAGAAAGCUAAUACUCCUGUAGAAGACUUUGAUUCUCCGGAAAGUUCCCAAGAAAGCCCUCAUCGAAAUAGAAAUGAUUGUUCUACUAGUAUGGACGUUUUAAUCCCAGCAGGAUUUCAUGGUGGUCCAAGAACCAGAAAUGGUGGCCCUUCUAGUCUUACUGCGAGGUGGAGAUCUGGUGGACACUGCGACUGUGGUGGCUGGGACAUUGGAUGCCCUCUUACCGUACUCCACAACAUGUCAAGCAAGGAAAUUGUGAUGCAAGCAGAUGCACAACAGGAAUGCAAAUCGUUUGAUCUAUUCAUGGAGGGAACGAAUCAUGGGGAGCCCACCUUGAGAAUGGUCAAUAUCCAGGAUGGUAUGUAUUUUAUUCAUUUCCAAUCAACUCUAACUGCUCUACAGGCUUUCUCUAUAGGAGUGGCUACUAUUCAUACUCAGAGUUCAGCUCUUUGUCCAAAAAAUGUAGAGAAAUUGAAGCAGCAGGAAUCAAGGUUUACAAUUCUGUAGUAUUCUGAUUGAAUUAUGAGAGUCAUAUAGCUGUAAAUUUUUUUUUUUUUUUUUUUUUUUUUUUUUGUAUCACCCCAUUGAGAAAUGAAAUUAUUGGAGAAAGGUUUCUUAGGUGGGCGGCCUAGUUUUCUUUUGGUUUUUGAGUUCUUCCCUUUGUGAGCACUCUAGUUUUUUUUUCCUGGUGGAAAAUGAGAAAUUCAUUAAAACUAA
Molecule: messenger RNA, 2571 nt
Organism: Macadamia integrifolia
Lineage: Eukaryota; Viridiplantae; Streptophyta; Magnoliopsida; Proteales; Proteaceae
Exons: 3
Coding region: 379-2361 (660 amino acids)
Source: RefSeq, a predicted model, not a curated record